Phragmites australis (common reed) is the source of this 1618-nucleotide messenger RNA. RefSeq lists its product as uncharacterized. The coding region runs from base 452 to 1618 and encodes 388 amino acids. The record is from RefSeq and is a predicted model, not a curated record. The transcript has 5 exons. NCBI's taxonomy places the organism in Eukaryota, Viridiplantae, Streptophyta, Magnoliopsida, Poales, Poaceae.
UGCACGGGUGCGGGAGAGCUUCACUGGUUCAUUCUCCUCUUUCUUCCCCUCCCAUUUUCCCCCUCCCGAUUGCCUUAGGUGCUUAGCAGUUUGCAUUUAGCAGUGUUAUCACCGAUUCAUCGUGAUGGCGACCGAAGGUUCAAGUAGUGAUGCUGCCGGUGGUGUUUCUGCAACAUCGACAGAUGUUAGAGCUCCAUUGUGGGAUCAUGUCCACAUUUUAGAGAGACCUAGAGCAAGGGGGGGCAAUACUAGAUGGAAGUGCAAGUAUUGUCCAUAUGAAGGAUUCAGUAGCUACACUCGAGUUGAAGCUCAUUUGCUGCAGAAGAAGGAAAAGGGAGUGGGUAUAUGUCCGAAGGUGUCUAUUGAUUUGCUUAGCUAAAUAAGAAGAGAUGUUCUAAGGUGCAAAGAAUUAGUAGAAAGGUCAAGACAGAGAACUGUGUCUUUGCCUACUAUGGGUUCUUCAUAUGGUGGCAGCACGAACAAGAGAGGAUCUGCAAGUGCAUUGGAGAAAUCUUGGGCAAUGGAGGACCGUAAGCAUUUGGAUGCUCUAAUUGCUAGAUCAUUCGAUUCUGGAGGGAUAUCUUUCAAUUUUGCAAGAAAUCCAUAUUUUCAACAAGCAAUUUCCUUUGCUUGUAACCGCAACUUGGCGGGUUAUAAAAUGCCUAGGUACAACAAGCUUAGAACUUCGCUUCUGAAGCAAGAAAGAGGUCACAUUGAGAUGCUAUUGCAGAGUUCAAAGAGCACAUGGCAGGAGAAGGGAGUGACAAUUUGCGCUGAUGGAUGGUCAGAUCCGCAGAGGCGACCACUCAUCAACUUUGUUGCUGUUUCUGAGAAGGCACCUAUGUUCUUGAGGGCUGAUAAUUGUGAAGGGCAAGUAAAGACAAAAGAAUACAUUGCUGAGAAGAUGAAGUCUGUUAUUGAAGAAGUGGGUCGUCAAAAUGUGGUACAAAUCAUCACAGACAAUGCUGCAAAUUGCAAAGUUGUGUGUAUGUUGAAACGGAUGGUGGAGGUAAAAAUGCCUCUUAAGCAAAUGGUAAUUAGUGAAGCAUGGGACAUUUACAAAGAUGAUGCUCAAACAGCAGCUCUAGUCCAUGACAAGGUAUUGAGUGAGGUUUGGUGGAGGAAUGUGGAGUAUAUACUUAAGAUUACUACUCCUAUCUAUGAGAUAAUACGUGUGGCGAACACUAACACACCAUGUCUUCACUUGAUUUAUGAGAUGUGGGAUUCUAUGAUUGAGAAAGUGAAGAAAGAGAUAUAUCAAUGGGAAGGAAAUAAACCAGAUGAGGAGUCGGACUUGUACUUGGUUAUUCAUAAGAUAUUAGUUGAUAGGUGGACAAAAGGUAAUAAUCCACUUCAUUAUAUUAUAGCCAACAGUGGCUACAUGGAGGUGUUGGUCGUGUACCUCCACACAAGGACAAAGAGGACUGAUGAUUACAAGAAAGGGGAAUCAAGGAUGUGGGAUGUGGGAGGAGAUUCUUUUGAAUCUCUAAGUGGUUUAGGAAUUCUUGAAGUGGCUAACCUUUCUCUUGAUGAGCCUGAAUUGCAAGCCGUGUCUUUUGGAGAUGUGGAGGCUGAUAUUUGGGAAAAUGAAGAUGAAGCAAAUCCUGAACAAACCUAG